AUGGGCAAAAAAGAUAAGAAGUCCGCCGAGCAUAAGGCUCGUGUGGCUGCAAAGCAAACCAAGAAAACUGCUCAAAAGGAGAAAAAGUCCAAGGCCAAGGGCAAGGAUGUCGAUAGCGAUGUCGAGGAUGCCGACCUCGAUGCCAUUCUCGCCCAAUAUGCUGAAGAACAAGCAAAAUUCUUGAAGGUUACUGAGGUGGUCUCGGAGCCUCCUAAACCACGCUCGUCUGCGACUGUUCUCGCAUCUCCGUCUAACCGCAAUGAAUUGCUGCUCUUCGGCGGCGAGUACUAUGAUGGAACCCAUGCAUCCUUCUUCAAUAACCUCUUAGUCUACUUGAUUGACAGAGGUGAAUGGAGAGAGGUGACCAGUCCCAACAGCCCAUUGCCACGAAGUGGUCAUGCGUGGUGCCGUGGAGGUAAUUCUGGAGGUGUAUACAUGUUUGGAGGCGAAUUCUCGUCACCCAAGCAAGGUACAUUCUACCACUACAAUGAUUUCUGGCACCUAGACACCGCCACGAGGGAAUGGACCCGUCUCGAGACCAAGGGCAAGGGUCCUCCAGCUCGAAGUGGUCACCGAAUGACAUACUACAAGAAUUACAUCAUUCUAUUUGGUGGCUUCCAAGAUACUUCUCAGCAGACCAAGUAUCUGCAAGAUCUGUGGAUUUACGAUUGCCAGAAAUACACCUGGUUCAACCCAACUUUGACCACCGCGGCACAGAAACCCGAUCCUCGGUCCUCGUUCUCAUUCCUUCCGCAUGAGACAGGUGCUGUCAUCUAUGGCGGUUAUUCUCGCGUGAAAACUACUAGUGGUGCAGGUGCAGGCGGCAAGCCGGUAAAGGGCGGUACCCAGAAAAUGACCAUGCGUCCCAUGGUUCAUCAAGACACCUGGUUCCUCAGAAUCACACCACCCGCAGCUGAGGCACCCGCAGCUGCCGGCCCAACAAUUCGUUGGGAGCGGAGAAAGAAGCCUGCGAACACUCCCAACCCAGCUCGCGCUGGAACGACCAUGGCAUACCACAAGGGUCGUGGUAUCAUGUUCGGUGGAGUUCACGAUGUCGAAUUAACUGAGGAAGGUAUUGACAGCGAGUUCUUCGAUACUUUGUUUGCAUGGAACACUGAUCGAAACCGAUUCUUCCCUAUGACUUUGCGAAAACCACGUGCUCCCGGAAAGAAACAACAAGCGAACCAAGCUGCGCGAUCGCGAGGAGAUAGAAGCAAGGCUGAUGAAGAGGAGCUCUUGCGGAACCUCAAGGCCCUGGAAACUAAGGGAGGAAUCCGCGAUGAUGACGAUGAUGAUGAUGACUUUAUGCAAUUAAGCACUCCUAAAGAGGAGCCUGUUGAGCCCGCCAAGCCUGCGGUAAUUCGCUUUGAGAUGCCUCAUCGCCGUUUUAACGCACAGCUUGCAGUGCAAGAUGAUUUGCUGUUUAUCUAUGGUGGUACUUUCGAAAAGGGUGAUCGCGAGUUUACAUUUGACGAUAUGUACUGCAUUGAUCUUGUCAAGCUGGACGGAGUCAAGGAGGUAUUCUACAGAGAACCAGAGAACUGGAAUCUUAUGGAUGAAGAUGAGGACAGUGAUGAGGACAUGGAUGACGAAGAUGACGAUGAAGAUAUGGAUGAUGAAGAUGGCGACGCGAUGUCCCUUGAUACCUCUUCACCUGCUCCAACAGAUGUGACCGUGCCAUCAGUUACUCAGGACAUGGAACAGCUUGAAGUUGAGGAGCAAGAUGAUGCCGAGCCUGAAGACAGCCGGCCAUUGCCUCGAGCUUUCGAGAGUCUCCGUGAAUUUUUCACUCGUACUGCAGACGAGUGGCAGAAGAUCGGAAUUGAAGCUCUGACAAUGAAGGGUAUGGUUGAAGGCAAGACGAUCAAGGAGCUUCGGAAAGCUGCAUUCGAUAUGGCAGAAGAGAAAUGGUGGGACAGCCGUGAGGAGAUCAUGGCUCUGGAGGAUGAACAAGAAGCAUCCGGUAUUGGCGAGGUGGUCAGCAUGGCUGAGCGGUCUGAGAAUGUGGGAGGAGCUGGCCGCCGCCGUUGA
This is a messenger RNA of Penicillium malachiteum, 2031 nucleotides long. RefSeq names its product putative Kelch repeats protein. Gene Ontology annotation, molecular function: protein binding. Bases 1 to 2031 code for a protein of 676 amino acids. The transcript has 3 exons. NCBI's taxonomy places the organism in Eukaryota, Fungi, Ascomycota, Eurotiomycetes, Eurotiales, Aspergillaceae. The record is from RefSeq and is a predicted model, not a curated record.